AUGGAGCUGCUGCGCUCCUCUAUGUUCCUGGCGCUGAUAUCAGCGUCGGCCCUGGUCUGGGCUCAGAGCGAUGACUUGGGAGUAGCAAAUGGCUAUACGAAUCUAAAGACGCGCAAUUUUGACCUCCAGCUUGUGACGGACGCUCAGAUUCUGGCAUCUCUCAAGCCAUCGGGAUCAUCGUUCGACUUCUUACCGUCCGAUUAUCUGCCCUACCGAGCUGCUAACGGUCAAUACCAUAUCGGCGACAUCACCUUCCGGUACCGCGAGACAGGGGGUGAGGGAUGGACCACAGGCGAUUCCUCCCAGGCUCGCACUGUUGUCAAGUCUCUCAAUGCCGAUGCCCUUGCCACGGCAGACCUGAAACCCACACUACCGAGCGGUUCUGCGUUACAGGUUGUUCGCCAAUGGCUAGACGUCGACGGGGACUUGGGCAUGAGCUUUACCCUCACCAACACGGGCAAUCGCAGCGUGGAAAUCGGCAGUCUAGGCUUCCCAAUUGAGGCAAACAGUAUCUUUACAAAUCGCACAGCCGAUGAGGUGACCGCGCACUGCUCCCUCGUGGACCCUUACAUCGGGCUCGAUGCCGGCUACCUACAAUUUACUCCAACGUCUGGACAGGGCCCAGCUUUAAUCAUUACGCCCUUGGCCAACACCAGUACCCCCUUCGAAGCUUGGCGCAACCUGGAUGAGGUACCGGACCAGUACACGGGAUACAAUAGUCAGACCUUUGAAGGGUUCUACGAGUGGCAAACUCAUUCGAAGGCAUAUGCCGAGAACGAAUGGGCUACGGUGACUCCGUGGAACAAGCCAACCGCACGGAGCCUCAAGCCCGGCGAAACGACCACCGUCGGUCUUCGGUUCUCCGUAGUGAAGGAUGGUGUGCGCAAGAUUCAGAAAGCUGUCCAGGGGACAAACACCCCCUUGGCGAUCGGAACGGGCUACAUCGUUCCCCGCGACCUCACGGCACAGCUGUUCCUCUUUCAUUCGGCCAAAGUGUCCGAGAUCGUGUCCGACGACAAAGCCUUCGAGGUCACACAGCUUUCGCCCACCUCGAUUGCCCUUUCUCCCACUGUGUCAGCCUGGGGACGAACCACAGUCACCAUCACAUAUGCCGACGGAAAAACUCAGUCCGUUCAUUACUUUAUCACAGAUGCUGCCCCGGAUGUAAUCUCCAAGCUCGGCAACUUCUCCACUACUGCAAUGUGGUUCGACGAUAGGCAGGACCCCUUUGGCCGAGCUCCCUCCGUCAUCACCUGGGACGCUGCCACACAAGCACAAGUUCUGCAAGAGGCACGCGUUUGGAUCGCGGGCCUGAUGGACGAAGGUGGCGCCAUAUUUCUUGCGUCCACCAUGAAAGAGCACGGCCUUCCCAACGCCGCGGAAGUUGCUAAACUGGAAGCAUUUGCAUCCAAAGUGCUUUUCGGCAGCAUCCAGAAUCCCGACUUUACCGUUCGGAAAAGCGUCUUCUUCUACGACCGGGAUCAACUUCCCGGCUAUACAUACAGCGGUAAUAUCGACUGGGGAAACUGGUGGUCCUGGAAUAAGGAAGCCUCGUACUCCACCGAUCGCGCAUAUGACUAUAUCCACGUCAUCGGGGCAUACUGGUCGUUGUAUCGCGCCGGUCGCGACAAUCCUUCUCUCCUCAAAGUGCACCCAUGGCAGUGGUAUCUGGGCCAGGCGUACAAUACGACAGUGGCCUGCUUCGCAACCGAUUCCGCCGGGAAUGGUCUAAUUAGUUACUCUCGUCUGGGUCUUAUGGGAGAGACCGUUGUCGGUGAGCUUCUGGCAGAUCUUCAGCGGGAAGGCUGGACCGAAGAGGCCGAUGCAGUAGAGACCGCCAUGAAACUUCGAGCGGAUGCAUGGGACUCGCAGUCCGAGCCCUUUGGUAGCGAGAUGGCAUGGGACUGCACCGGGCAGGAGGGAGUUUACUACUGGAGCAACUAUUUCAAUCUUACCAAGACGUCGACAAAGACCAUCAAUAGUAUUCUGGGCCUCAUGCCAACGGUAUCACACUGGGGCUGGAAUGGAAGCGCCCGGCGCUACUGGGACUUCAUCUAUGGUGGGAAGCUGCAGCGGAUUGAACGCAUGAUCCAUCAUUAUGGGUCCAGCCUCAACGCACUGCCCCUUCUCGCUCAGUUCCGGCGGAACCCAAGCGAUACAUAUCUCCUUCGAGUCGGGUACGGCGGCAUUACCGGUCCCUUGAGCAAUAUCCGGAAAGACGGUUCGAUGUACAAUGCCUUCCACUCAUUCCCCGAUACGCUCCGGGGCGAUGAUUAUUCUGGAGACUACGGCCCUAGCUUCCUUGGAAUGAUCCUCGGCUCCGGCACGUAUGUUGUCGAUGACCCAGAUGUUGGCACCAUAGCGUACGGCGGCAACCUGGUAGUGGACGGCGAAACGGUCACUGUGCAACCGCGCGAUGCAGUCCGACGGCGUGUAUACGUUGCAUCGAUAGGCGUUUAUGUCACAAUCAGUACCGGCCAAAUCAAAGAGUUUUCGUUUCCCGCCACGAAGCCAGGUUCUCUGGAACUACAGCUCGUCUCCUCGGUCUCCAACACGACCACGGCAAUCGUAUGGGUUGAAAGUCCCGGCACAAAGGACACGUACUCGGUUACCACCGAAGGGGAACAGACCAGAGGAGGUGUCAGGGUUAAAUUAUCCGACGGCUCCGUUACUGUUACGGUGGCCAAGGAAUAG
Molecule: messenger RNA, 2694 nt
Organism: Aspergillus alliaceus
Lineage: Eukaryota; Fungi; Ascomycota; Eurotiomycetes; Eurotiales; Aspergillaceae
Exons: 3
Coding region: 1-2694 (897 amino acids)
Source: RefSeq, a predicted model, not a curated record